This is a messenger RNA of Kwoniella botswanensis, 2652 nucleotides long. RefSeq lists its product as uncharacterized. The coding region runs from base 1 to 2652 and encodes 883 amino acids. The record is from RefSeq and is a predicted model, not a curated record. NCBI's taxonomy places the organism in Eukaryota, Fungi, Basidiomycota, Tremellomycetes, Tremellales, Cryptococcaceae. Gene Ontology annotation, molecular function: protein binding. Gene Ontology annotation, cellular component: small-subunit processome; Pwp2p-containing subcomplex of 90S preribosome. The transcript is spliced from 6 exons. Gene Ontology annotation, biological process: maturation of SSU-rRNA from tricistronic rRNA transcript (SSU-rRNA, 5.8S rRNA, LSU-rRNA); ribosomal small subunit assembly.
AUGAAGUCCAACUUCGUAUUUCAGAAUCUGUGUGGGACGGUAUACAGACAGGGCAAUGUGAUCUUCACACCUGAUGGUAAUUCAGUGUUGAGUCCUGUGGGUAAUAGAGUAUCGGUAUUCGAUUUGGUCAACAACAAAUCAAGGACAUUACCAUUUGAGAAUCGAAAGAAUAUAUCGUCCAUCGCUUUAUCGCCUGAUGGGAAUGUACUCAUGUCUAUAGACGAAGAUGGUCGAGCAUUGUUGGUACAUUUUCGAAAAGGAACCGUCAUCCAUCAUAUCUCUUUCAAAGCCAAGGUCAACCACGUGUCGUUCUCCCCCGAUGGGAAAUACAUAGCUAUCACCCACGGACAUAAGAUACAAGUUUGGAAAACCCCCAGUCACCUCGUUAGGGAGUUCGCUCCGUUCGAAUUGCAUAGGGAAUAUACAGGUCAUCAUGAUGAGGUGGUAUACAUUUGUUGGAGUAAGACAUCUAGAUACUUUGUGACGACAUCCCGAGAUAUGACUGCUCGAUUGUACACCCUAAACCCUUUGGAAGGAUUCAAGCCUAAACAAUUUGCUGGACACAGAGAUGUAGUUAUAAGUGCUUUCUUCUCGGAGGACGAGAAGACGAUUUACACCGUCUCUCGUGAUGGAGCUGUGUUCGCUUGGUCCGCAAAACGAGGAGCAUCAGCUGAAGAUUCAGAUGUGGAGAUGGACAUCCUAGAUGCUCCUUCGACUUCAGCAUCAGGAGCGAAUCUAGCCCUGGAACAUACAGUAGCCUACACCCGUUGGGGUAUUUCCAACCGACAUUUCUUCAAUCAACCUGGAACCAAAGUCGUAUGCGCAACAUUCCAUCCCAAAACAUCCUUACUCAUCGUUGGAUUCUCUACCGGUGUAUUCGGUUUAUGGGAAAUGCCAUCUUUCACUUCUGUUCACACUUUGUCAAUAUCGAACGAGAAAAUAUCCUCUGUGGCUGUAUCGGCCUCUGGUGAAUGGUUGGCAUUUGGCGCAGCGAAAUUAGGCCAAUUGUUAGUAUGGGAAUGGCAGUCUGAAUCAUACGUGUUGAAACAACAAGGACAUUAUUACGAUAUGAACACUUUAUCGUUCUCGCCCGAUGGACAGAAUAUAGCUACUGGCGGUGAAGAUGGUAAAGUGAAAAUAUGGAAUGCUUCAAGUGGUUUUUGCUUUGUCACCUUCCCUGAACAUACCGCUUCGGUCUCUUCGGUCGAAUUCGCCAAACAAGGACAAGUGCUUUUUACAGCUUCGUUAGAUGGAACCGUUAGAGCGUACGAUAUGGUCCGGUAUAGAAACUUCCGCACGUUCACUUCGCCUACACCUGUCCAAUUUUCAUCACUGGCUGUCGACCCCUCUGGAGAUGUGGUUUGUGCGGGAUCUCAAGAUUCGUUCGAAAUCUAUAUGUGGUCCGUACAAACUGGAAAGCUACUAGAUAUAUUGACUGGUCAUGAAGCGCCGGUAUGUGGAUUAGCGUUCUCUCCCACUGGCGAUCAACUAGCUUCGGCUUCUUGGGAUCGAUCAAUUAGGUUAUGGUCAGUAUUUGGACGAUCAAGAGCCACAGAACCUAUAACAUUAUCGAGUGAAGCUACUUCGCUGGCAUUCAGACCCGAUGGAAAAGAAGUCUGCGCGUCAACUUUGGAUGGACAAUUAUCGUUUAUAGAUGUUGAAGAAGGUCAGAUCAAAUCUGUUAUCGAGGGACGAAAAGAUAUUUCGGGUGGAAGGAAGAUGGAUGAUCGACUUACAGCUGCUAAUAACGCCGCAUCGAAAUAUUUCAACUCUGUCACAUACACUGCGGAUGGAACUUGCGUCUUAGCUGGAGGAUCAUCAAAAUAUAUUAUCAUAUAUGAUAGACAAGAAGGAGUAAUGAUUAAGAAAUUCCAAAUUUCUCAAAAUCUGAGUCUUGAUGGGACGUUGGAAAUGUUAGAUUCGAGGAAAUUGACUGCUGCCGGACCGAUCGAUUCGAUUGAUUUAGAUGGUGAUAAUUCAGAUUUGGAAGAUCGUCUAGACAAGACCUUACCUGGAGCAACAAAGGGUGAUAUGUCCAAAAGGAAAUAUAGAAGAGAAGUGAAAACUACUUGCUGUCGGUUUUCAACUACCGGAAGAUCAUUUGCGGCAUGUUCGACAGAAGGAUUGUUAAUUUUUACUUUGGACGAAUUGAAUAAUUUUGAUCCGUUCGAUCUAACGUUGGAUCUUACCCCUGAAAAUAUCCUCAAACAACUUCAACAGGAAGAAUGGUUAAUUGCGUUAAUUAUGGCAUUGAGGUUGAAUGAGAACAAGUUGGUUCAAGUGGUAUAUGAGAAAAUUGACUUAAGAUCGAUACAAUUGAUUUCAAGGCAAUUACCUCAAAUUUAUAUAAUACCAUUUUUAACUUUCGUUUCGAAACAUUUGGAAAGUUUCCCUCAUGUGGAGUAUGAUUUACUUUGGAUAUCGUCUAUUUUGACAGCUCAUGGGAAACAUAUAAAAGAGAAUAAAGGUCAAUUGGCACCUACGAUUAGAGGGUUGAUCAGAGGUUUGAUGAAUUUGGAAGGGAGUGUCGCCAAGUUGAGCGAUCAGAAUACUUUCUCGUUAGAUUAUAUCUUAUCUCAAAUCGUCAGAAAUGAGAAGAAACCUAUGGACCAAAAUGGGUUGACGGAACUGGGUAUAGAGGUCGAUAUAUGA